ACCGCAACCCUAAAAGUCACAAAUUGUCGCUGGCAAAAAUGUCUCCAACUAAAUUAUCCUCUUCCCUGCUAAUUUUUCUCGUAUCCAUGGUAACCAUUGGAUACGCGUUAGAUUGCAGUAACAUCCAUUACAAGGAGUCUGAAGGAGUUUUGAAUUAUUUGGCCAAUGUGACAUUUACCGUUCCCUACACGACGAGCGGAUGGAGGUUCUAUUUCCAAUUCGACCGGAAUUUUACUGGAAUUGGGGUGUGGGACGGUUUCAUUCAAACGAAUGGUGACGCAGGGAGCGCAAUUAUGACGAACAAGACGAGCAAUGGAGAAUUGACCAGAGGCGAUGAAUUCAGUUUCAGAUUCCGAAUUAAUUGGAGUGAAGUUACUCCGGCGAAAAAUCCCCCAGUUUUGGAACGCUUUGGAGUUGGGGAUGUCGAAUUGUGCUUGUAAUUCGGAAAUUUAAUGAAGAAUUAUUUAUUGUUCGGUUGUUUCCACCCAUGGUUACGAAGGAAAUAAAGAAUGUCAUUCUUCAUGUACUGCA
Molecule: messenger RNA, 531 nt
Organism: Folsomia candida
Lineage: Eukaryota; Metazoa; Arthropoda; Collembola; Entomobryomorpha; Isotomidae
Exons: 2
Coding region: 39-440 (133 amino acids)
Molecular function (GO): hydrolase activity, hydrolyzing O-glycosyl compounds; polysaccharide binding
Source: RefSeq, a predicted model, not a curated record